CGAACCGGUCAAAGUCGUCCAUUAUUCCAGCGAACUCCGACCAAGGAACAUCAACCGUCACAUUCUUCUCUUUCCCGCGUUAACCCCCUUUUACACUAGAACGGUCAAAAGCCGCCCUACAAAAAUCACAUCACCACGCGCCACCCCACUCGCCGCCCUCUCUCUCUCUCUCUCUCUCUCAUGCUAUCGAUUCAUUUCGUCGAGAUCCGGAUCAUAGGGUAGACGAUGGAGCAGCCCAACGGCGACCAUAAACAGGGGGCGGACAGCGCGUCGGACCACGAUGGGGAUCCGAAACCGGAUCCGGAUGGGAAUAAAGGCACUGGUAGAGGCAGCGAAAACGGAAUCAGUAAUAAUAAUGAGGAUGAGCAUGAGAGUAAUAAUAAAGGGACGUUGAAGUCGAAGAAAUCCGUGACUUGGAGUGAGGAAUUGGUUAUGGAAUCUCCUUCCCCUUCCUCCGCGACGGCGCCGUCUUAUGGAUCCGCCACCGCCGCAGGCGUCCGCAGCCACGGAUCGAACCCUUACGUUUCCUCCUCCCCUGCGCCCUCCUCCUCCUACUCCGCCACGAUCAAAGAUUCGGUGAGUACGGUUCGAGAUGUGUUGGGGAGAUGGGGAAAGAAGGUAGGAGAAGCAACAAAGAAGGCUGAGGAUCUUGCCGGAAAUACAUGGCAACACUUAAAAACGGCGCCUAGUUUUGCGGAUGCUGCCAUGGGAAGAAUUGCACAAGGAACAAAAGUUAUAGCCGAAGGUGGUUAUGAGAAGAUAUUUAGACAAACGUUCGAGACAGUUCCCGAGGAACAACUCCUAAACUCCUAUGCAUGCUACCUUUCCACAUCAGCUGGUCCAGUAAUGGGAGUUUUAUACGUAUCUACAGCAAAGCUUGCAUUUUCCAGUGACAAUCCUUUGUCAUAUAAAGCUGGUGACAAGGACGAAUGGAGCUAUUAUAAGGCAACAAUACUCAAAUUGUCUUAAAACCGUCCUACAUCAGUUUGGUAUCAGAGCUUGAUCCUGCAUCCUUAUGACGGUGACGAAUAAUGAACUAAAUUCCAAGGUUGAUGCCCUUUACAAAAACCUUCAGGCUACUUAGCACGUUUUGAUACAUUGAAAAGUGAUGUUGCUACGUUAGUAAGUUAGGUAACAGAGAUGAAAGCAUAACUACAGAGAUUGAUGGGUGGUCUUCUAGGGGAAGCUUAUGGACCUAAUGAUGUGAUUGAAGAAACCAACAAACUGGAUGCUAACCAUGGUACAAGGGACAUCGAGAAGACAAGUGUUGAAGGUAAUGGUGAAAAUGAAAGAUGUAAGCAACAACAUCGUGAUCAUAACUUGCAUCUCAAGGAGGCAAAAGUUAAUGCCGCAGACAUUGAAGGCAUGAACGAGCAUAGUUAUGAAGAUUUACAAGUUGGGAAAUCCAAAGCAGAGCAAGUAAAGGCUGAACUCCAUUCUUUUCCGGAGAUGAAAAAUGUCCACAUUGAGUUUGUUAUUCCACAUAAGUUGGAUUGAGCCAAUGGGGUGAUAAGAAGUUUGGCAUUUUGGGCCUUCUCCUUGUUGCUUCCAAAAGAUCGGUUUGAAUGGUUGAAACUCCGACGCUCCUCAAUUUUCAUACUUAGACAUUACAAAACUCGAGGUCGAGUUUUUUCCAAUGAAGGGAGAAUGAUUGGUAUAUGAGGGUGUUUUGGUAAAAUUGCAAAGAUCAUAAUCACGGGCAGCAUUGGUCGUUCAAGGAUCGUUCCAUUUAAGGCACAUCAUGAAUCGAGUAGUUGCAUGAAGAUACAUUUGGAUAUCUUAAACACAUCUAAUUUGUUGCAUGUCACGUAAUUAUAUUCAAUGUACACAUUAGGUUCGUUCACAAUUUUAAUUCAAUGUAUCCUUUAAUUAUUAGCUUCAGUGAAACACGUUAGUUUCAUUCUAUCAAGACUUCUAGAAAUUAGAAUAACUAUUUUAGGGCUUAUAAAUAUCGAUGUAAUCUUUUAUGAAUAGAGCUGAUUAUGAAAUUUGAGUAUCGAGGUUGCAGUCAUCGUGAUUAGGGCUGUGGUCCUUACAGAAUCACCUAACCCUUGCGAGGGUGAAGCACUCUUCUCUCCUCGUCUUCUCAUUCUUUUGUAUCUUCUUCUAUGUGCAAUCACGCCAAGUACUAUUUAGGUUCCCCACCGAAAACCACCAUGAUUCCAAUUGUAGGUGGCAUUAAGUGUCCAUAACCGUCCUACAUCUUUCUGCCUACAGUAUGAAUUGUGGUUGUUUUGGGCACGGAAACAAGAAUAGUAUUUGGAAUAAGGGAAAGAAACAAAGGCGAAAGGAAAGAAUUAACUCACUGUCCAAGACUUCUCAAUGAGUUUGAAUCGUUGUGUUGCCAAGGUGGUCAAUUACUGCUAAUGAGAAUAGUAACUCACUCUUCUUAGUAAUAGAACCUAGCGACGUCAUCAUGUUAUUGCUAAUAGAGUAACCGGUGCUUUUUAUUUUAUUUUUUUUGAUCCGGCAAAGUAACCUGUGCUGAUUCCUAAUCAGCACCAGAUAAGAACGAUCCCACUACUACUAUGAAUUUCAACGUGAAAUUUUGAGAUUUAACCCCGGAAAUCUGUUUAUGUGCGUAGAUACAUAUGCUAUGUGGGUAACAUUUCUUUGCAUAUUAUGUGUUUAUUGUCUCUAUUAGAAUUAAAUCGUAAUC
This is a messenger RNA of Rhododendron vialii, 2659 nucleotides long. RefSeq names its product GLABRA2 expression modulator-like. Lineage: Eukaryota; Viridiplantae; Streptophyta; Magnoliopsida; Ericales; Ericaceae. The coding region runs from base 226 to 969 and encodes 247 amino acids. The transcript is spliced from 4 exons. The record is from RefSeq and is a predicted model, not a curated record.